Messenger RNA from Saccostrea cuccullata (small rock oyster), 8271 nucleotides. RefSeq names its product plexin-A4-like. Gene Ontology annotation, cellular component: semaphorin receptor complex; plasma membrane. Lineage: Eukaryota; Metazoa; Mollusca; Bivalvia; Ostreida; Ostreidae. Gene Ontology annotation, biological process: negative regulation of cell adhesion; regulation of cell shape; positive regulation of axonogenesis. The coding region runs from base 1779 to 5456 and encodes 1225 amino acids. Gene Ontology annotation, molecular function: protein binding; semaphorin receptor activity. The record is from RefSeq and is a predicted model, not a curated record. The transcript has 31 exons.
UAUGAUUUAUACUGGCAAAGCUAAACAAGUGCACGGGAAAAAUUAAAUGAACUCAAUAAUGUAAUUUGUAAUUUUGCUGUUCAUUCACUAACUAUAUCGGAAAAUACCUCAAGCAACAGUAUUUGAAUACAUCGAGAAAAAAAAAUGACAUGCAACAAUGCCCAUGAACUCUAGAACCCAUGUAUUUUUAAGUAAGACUAGGGAAUCCCCAGACAAGGAAGUAAUACUACGCAAUGGCGUCAAACAUAUGUGAGGAAAUCGAAGAGUGCCCACAAGACACCGAUAGAGAAUCCCAUCACAGAGGUACAGUCCAUGAACGACUGAUUCCAGAAAAUAGACUGUCCCUACAGCAACCAGAGAACAAAACGAUUUUAACAUACAUCAUUCCAUUCCAGCCCAAAGAUGCAGAUGGAGUUUGUUUUGCAAUGUUUUUGCUUGUUUGUUUUAUAUGUAAUUUUCCCUUCGCCAUUUUGGCAUUCAGAUCAUCUUAUCUUGCACUGAGCAGUUACAGACAUAAUGACGAGGUUGGAGAACUUAGACACGAGUGGUGGACACAUGUUUGGAUUUAUUCAGCCUUGAUCUCUCUUUCGUGUUACGUCUAUAUCACAUUAUUUACUCUUUUAGUAUAUGAAAAAUGAAUGUAUUAAUACUAUUUACAUGUUUCAUGUGUAUUCAUCCUUAUUUGAUCGAAAGAGGAAUUACUGUACUUCUGGAAUUAGCGUUAGAUUAAUCCUACCUAUCAGAAACACCUCCAAGAUUUUUCAGCAUGUCUGUCCACAAUUUUAACUUUUUUUUAUGAUUUUAUAUGUUCUUUAUCAAUAGUUCUGAAUUUCUCAGAUUGUCAGCAAAAAGGUUAUCACACCCAUGUUGACUUCAAGGCUUAAAUUAUGUGACAGCCUAUAUCAAUAAUUUUUACACAACCAUAUGUAUAUUGCUGAUUAACAACUUUUCUUUUAAUUUUAUCAACAUUUGAUUGAUUGAUUUUUGCUGUGUUACGCCAAGUCGGCAAUAUUUCAGUCAUAUUUCGGCAGUUAUCAACAUUUGAUUUCGAGGAAAAUUAAAAAGUAAAUUGCUCAAAUUUUUCGAAAACGGAUUUGCGGAGUUGGUAAGGGUAUAUGAUUGAUGAAGCUGUGAUUUAAGAAGUGAUUUGAUUAAAGUAAUUUUCCCAAUUGAUGUUGUUUUCUUUUUCUCCAUUGUUCUAUAAUUGAUUUUAUUUUAAAGAUAUACUAGCUGAAACUCCGCGCAAGUGCGAAGGAAGUUCAUUUUUUACUGCUUACAGAACUAUUCCAAAAACUAUCUUUCAUAUUCUACUAAGAGUUUAUUACACAUGCAGGAAUAUAGUAAGACGAAAUACUUCAAAGUACCGCAAUUAGUUAAGAAGCAGAAAAAGGUAAUUUUUAGAAAUACAGUCCCUUACAUUUUGGUUUUUUACUUCUACAAUUAUCAAUUUCUUAAAAGACCUCUUCUUACAUGUUUCAAAGCAACUUUAUUCUGUUGUACUAUGUUUUGUACACGAUGUACAGAGUACGGGCACAGGUAUUCUCCGGAUAUUCAACCCUGGGGCUUAUUGAACACUUUUUUUCAUAAAUUAAAUUUAUUACACUUAUUCAUCAUGUGUACUAUAGGGAAAAAAACGUACAAACCCUAAAACAAUCGCUCCACAAAAAAUAUCCCACUAUUCAUUAUAAGAGAGACUCUUAGUUUAAUUGCGGUAUUUAAGUAUAUGGCGUAUCUGAGCUAAAAAUAAAAAAAAAAUGGAGAUUUAAGUGUAGAUUUACAUGAUACGAGCUUCCCAUCAAAUAUUUUUGCAUGAACUACGGAGAAAAAAUGUUAACAAUUUCAAAAGUACAAUAAUACAGAUCAGGACAGAGCAAAAAGGAACAGAAAUUGAAAAAAAUCAGAGGAUGGAUCAUGUGCAAUGGAGGAGUACUGUAAGCGAAGGAGUGAAGAAAUUGUGGAAGAUGGAGAAUGCGAUGGUGUUGAUUUUAUUGAGUGUUAUUAGUUUGACAAUCUCCAUCACAUCAGGAGCCUUCGUGAUAAAAGAACUAGAAAACCCAAAUCCUAAUGAUGAUUUUUCACUUAUGUCAAAGUAUGGAUCUGACAUGAUUAUUGUAGGUGGGACAAACUAUAUUCAUAGGGUCUUUUCUGGCAAUUUAAGCAUAGAAACAUCAAAGCAAAUAGGACCAAAAUUGGACAACCCCAACUGCCUGAAUCUAGAGAAGGUUACAUGUACUAAGGUACUGUAUAACAGUUAUGUCAAGGCUCUUCUUAUAAAUAAGAAAACGGAACCACAGCAAGAUGAAAUCAUCAUCUGCACAAGUUUAUUUCAGGGGAGUUGUGAAAAGCGGAAUGCAUCAAACCUUGAAUUGCUUCCAAAAUCUUAUGAGAAUACAGUGAAUCCUGUAGUUGCUAACAAUAAGACAGCCACAACUGUGGCCUUCCUGGCACCGGGGCCCAAAGAUACCACCGCCAUGUAUGUAGGAGCAUCCUGGACAAACACAGGAUUGCGAGCCAUUCGUGGUCUUGUACCAGCACUUAGCAGCAGAAACACUGAGGAUUUUCAAUUCACACACUUUAGCAUUGCAACCAAGUCUUACACAAUGUUGGAUGAAAUAAAUAAGGACUCCUUCCCUAUUCGGUACAUUUAUGGGUUUGCAUCGGGUAAUUUUAGUUACGUUGGGACAGUUCAAAAACCCAGUAUUGCUACUGAGGGUUACAUUUCUAAAUUGAUAAGGGUGUGUCUUUUUGAUGAGCACUUUUACUCCUAUGCAGAAAAUGCCUUCGAAUGUCAACAUAACAUGGAGACGUACAAUUUGUUACAAACAGCUUAUGUAGGCAAACCUGGCUCUCAUUUGGCCGCAUCUCUACAAAUUCAAGAGGAUGAAGAUGUAUUAUUUGGAAUGUUUGGACACGGAACCUCAAAUGACCUCACAAAUAGCAACGGGGAAUCUGUUUUGUGUAUUUAUCCAAUGCGUUAUGUAAAACAAGUAUUCACUCGAAAUAUAAGGAGAUGUUUUGAUGGCAUUGGCAGAACUGGGCCGGACCAUAUUGCUACUCCCAACAACUGUCAGAAAACGACUCUCGUCAUAGGAGAUGAAUAUUGUGGACAAUAUGAUUUCAAUAAUCCAGUCAAUGGUCCAGAAGCAAUCAAGGCUAGCUUAGCCAUCAGUGUUAAUUCCACAGCUUCAUCACUUAUAGUGACUACAACAAACGCCGGAUAUACUGUUGCAUUUGUCGGUACCAAGACUGGGCAUAUAAAAAAGAUUGUAAUCGACUCUGGUAAUUAUGCUAAGGAGUACAAAGAUAUGGUAGUUGAAUCAGGAUCACAGAUUCUUAAGGACAUGUUUUUCGAUGAUAAUAAGAGACAUCUCUUUGUUUUGACAACAAAGAAGUUACUGAAGCUAGUGGCCCAGAGCUGCAAUCAGUACACAACUUGUGAGGAAUGUAGGGGAGCUAAGGACCCGUACUGUGGAUGGUGCUCGUUAGCUAACAAAUGUACAUUAGCAGAGGACUGUUUGGAAUUCAAUUCUCCCUUGAAAUGGAUGGUCUACGAUGGGGAGACGUGUACAAAAAUUAUACAAGUUUACCCUGACAAAAUUCAAAAAGACAACAAUAUGACAAAAACCACCAGCCUUACAUUAAGAAUUUCCAACCUGCUUACCUACAAUGGAUCGUACAAGUGUGCAUUUGAAGGCUAUGACAAUAAGAUAGAGACUGUCGCGACCAGGAGUAGUGUUAAUGUUGUGAAAUGCGACACUCCAAUGCCCAACGAAUUGCCUCCAUUUCCAAAUGGAACAGAUUACAUUACAAUGAGGCUGUCUGUCAUAAUCACGGAAGUAAAAUUUGUGUCCACCAACUUCACAUUUUUUGAUUGUGAAGUACACACCAAACACUCAUGCUAUAAAUGUACUUUAAGCAGUUUCAACUGUACUUGGUGCAUCAAAAACCAUCUGUGUACUCACCAUCCUGUAAGAGACUGUAGAUCUAAUGAUGACUUCAUAUUAGGACAAAAUAAUACUGGGAUGUCUAUACCUAAUGAAAGUGGACCAAAUUUUUGUCCCAGUAUGGAUCCCAGCAAAUAUCACAACAUACUGGUGCCAUCCGGAAUAGAGAAGACGAUCAUUCUUAACCUUAUCAGGAUAAAGCCAUAUCAGAGGCCUAUCAAGUGUGCGUUUGCAUUCCAUUCCGAGACAGAGCCACAAGGAGUGAUUGCAGAAGUGUUUGUCAUGCCAGUGAUUGUGAUGAUCAGAUGUAAAAAGACCAGAUUCUUUUACCCAGGGGAUUCAGAGAUUUACAAUGUACCAAUGACGAUCCUGUGGGGUGACAAAGUACCCAAACCUUUAGACAAUCCCCAUAAUGUACAAGUUAUCAUGUACAAAUGCGAGAAUAUGGCUGAUACAUGUGGAGAAUGUCUAACCCAGAAAGAAGAAUACGUAUGUGGAUGGUGCAGAACGGCAAAUCAGUGCAGCGUACAGUCUUCAUGUAUGUCUGGGGACUGGUUACCCAACACCUCCAACUGUCCAAGCCCCAUUAUAACAAGGAUUUAUCCACUUACUGGCCCUAAAGAAGGCGGGACCCUGCUGACUAUAGAAGGCAGAGAUUUAGGAAAAUCCUAUGAAGACAUUGACAACAACGUGGACAUAGCAGGAGUUCUAUGCUCUCCUAUUCGCACAAAAUAUGUCAUAUCCAAGAAGAUUGUUUGUACGACUGGUCAGUUUAUUGGGAAGGAAGAGAGGUCAGACAGAGUGAGAGUAACUGUAGCAUUAAAACUAACAGCUGAGUCCAAACAAAACUUUACCUACGUGGAUCCAGAAAUUACAGAUAUCACACCUGUCCAAGGUCCCAAGUCAGGUGGCACAAAGGUCACUAUAUUUGGAAAAGAAUUAGACUGUGGAAGUGAAAGAAAGGCAUACUUUGGUCGCUCUGAAUAUGAAUGCAGAAUUGAUACUAAAAGCAUAACAAAAUCAAAGAUAACCUGUGAAACAGCUCAAGCUAACAAGAAAGGGUAUACAGAGGAGUUAUACAUGAUGUUUGAUAACCAGCUGGUUAAGAGUGACCUCGUCUACAAAUAUGUGGAGGAUCCUACUGUUUCAGGAGUGGACAGGAGAAUCUCUAUUGUCAGUGGAGGAUUGAAAGUCCUGGUCAAAGGCAAUGGUUUCCUUCCAAUCCAGAAUUCGUCUCCUAAACUAAUCUUCUACAGUCCUGACCGACUCAAGGAUCCCUAUUACGGAGUAUGUAAAGUCCGUGAUGAUGUUACAAUGGAAUGCAGAACCCCACAAGUGGAGUCAGCAUUGAUCACGAAGAAACCUAAUUCACAAGACCAGCAGGGCUUGGCUUUUGGAUUCAUAAUUGACAAUGUCCAGAAUAUACGCAAUAUCAGCGCCACACACAAUGAAUUCUUCCAAAUUUACCCUGACCCAGAUAUCAGUGCUUUUCCUAAUGACAAAAUUAAGUAAUUUUAUUGGAAGAGCAAUGAAUUCUUAACAAUAAGUGGGAAAAACCUUGAUCAACUGCGAUUAGAAAAGGAUGAUGUUGAGAUAAAAAUAGGUAAAAGUGAAUGUAUUGUAACAUCCACUGGAAGUCAAUUAACCUGUCGACCACCGAAGAAACGUCCAACCCCCAUGAAGGGUGGCCAUUAUCCAGAGGUGGAGGUUACAAUUGGAAGAAAUCUGACAUUCUUUGUGGGUUAUCUGAAGUAUGAAGAAACAUAUCGGGCUUUACCCCCAUGUUCGGACAAAAUUCUACAGUGUUAAAUUUUACCAUUUAGGGACACUUCAGCAGGAUGAUUUGUUUGAGAGAAUCUUCAGCACAGUCCACCGACUCACUGCUGUCCCUUUAGCCACGAAGGAUGACCAAUUGUAGAUCUCUUUCACAGCAUUAUGGAUACUAUGGUUGUCCACACAUGAAAGUCCAAUGAGUGUUUGUUCAACAUUUUAUAAAAGACCAUGGUCAAAGAAAGGAUCAAUGAUAAAUCCUGGUUUAUGUUUGCCAAGUUCGGAUCCCAGCUUUACGGACCUUCACAACAUCAGACGGGAUCAGGUGCCAUGAAAGAGCAAGCUACACGACUUGUUCCUUGAGGAACCUCACUUUGAUUCUAUUUCAAGCAUUUACGAGAAGGAAAUACAGAUUUAAAGGAAGUCCUUUGCCCAUUUAUUAAAUAAAAUCAUGAGGAAAUUAUUGGUCAAGUGCUACAUAAUAAACAAAGCCUACGCUAUCUUGAUCAGAAUGCGGUAUAUCAAACAUGAACACAGGCAAUCCAUACAAUGCUGGGUAUAACCAGGGACCGACAACUUACCAGUCUGUGUCGCCAGGCUACCAACAUCAUUCAGGCGCUAAAGUGUAUGGUUCUACACAAGUUGUCACCAUAACACAAACACCUACGAAUUGGCUCUGCCCCGCCAUUUUUUCCUGUUUGUGUUGCUUUUGGCCUUUAGGAUUAGUUGCGAUCUUCUACGCUUGGGAGGCCAACCAGAGAGUAGAGAGGAAUGAUUUACGUGGUGCUGAACAAUCUGCCUCUUGUGCCAAAACCUUGACAAUUACAUCCAUUUUCAUCGGACUCGUCACAGUGGGAGUCGUGUUAGCUUUAUAUUUCACGAAUGUACUGACUUUCCAACAAAGAAUCAACCCGUAAAAGAAACUGCGAUUGGCAAUGAGAUAGACAUAAUUUCACUUCCUUAAUCAUUUUGAGAUAUUGCCAAGUAUGAGUACCAUUUAUCAAGGUUCUGCUUACGCUUAAGAAGUUGAUUUCAUAUAUAAAGUGUUAGUUAUUAUCUUUUCCAAAAAAAUUUUUCAAAGACUGUGCUAAUUUUUUUAGUUAAACGUGUUAUUUAGUCAAUUAAUGUACAAUACACCUCUCUGGAAGUCUUGAAUUUAUUUACAAAUUGUGAAUAUAUAACAAAAUCAUGUCUAGAUAUAAAACUUUAUUUAAGAUAUGAAAUACAACUCGGGAUUUAGUAAUACGAUACCUGUAGAACCGCAACAUCUUAUUGAGGAAUAAAAAAAGACAGCAAUGUUUUCAUUUAAUUAAUCAACUUCUGGUUAUUUUUAAUCUACCUGUAUGUAAGAUAUAGCGACCUAAAGAGGAUGGUUUAAUUUCUUUUCAAGAAUUUUACCUUUAAAGUUAGACCUUUUUUUUGGACCCAGGACUAUUCGAAGGUGUACUUUUGUAACAAUUUCUGAGCACUUGGGUGAAGGAACAGGUGCUGUCUAAUUUUGUUGACCCAGGUUAGUUGCAGCCGGGAUUUAAAUUUCCGAUCUCGGAACGAGCGAUCUACUGAGAAAGCUACCAUGCCGGUGUUUGAAUAAGAAGAAACUGUCAUCAAAGUCAAUUACUUAGUGAAUCCUUUGCUAUUUAAUAUAUGAAUACCAUAAAUGUAUGAUUAAAGCAAAUUAUACCUCCCGCUUGAGGGUAUUUAUAGUAAUUGGGAUGCCCGUCCGUCCUUCUGUCUGUAAGUCCGUUCGUCUGUUACGCUUUGGGGUACCCAAUUCUUAUCCGCAACUCCUCUCGAACCACUGAAUGAAAUUUGAUGAAACUUUUACAGAAUCUUUAUUAUAUAUUCCAUUGUGCACCUCCUAUUUUCACUGGAAGAGGACUUGCUGGAUAGACGCAGGAGGGUUUUGCGCCAACGUAAAGAACGUAUACAUGACGUUAAUACCAUUAGACAUUAUCGGUAUGCAGGUGGAUCUUAAAUAUUGUGGAGAGUCAUCACUGUUACCUGGAGAACAUACUUGCAUAUUGUUGGUGGGCGUGUCACAAGGUAGUACUUCAAGGACACUAUCUUGGUAUCCCAUGUUUUGCCGUUUGCACGUCAUAACGGCCACCUUUCAUUUUUCACGAGACAAUGCCAGAUGACACAGGGCAAGGAUAGUUACAGAUGAUCUCCAAAAGCAGAAUAUCGUUAAUUAUCAUGUAAUGUCAAUAACCUCUUGCUAAUCUCCAAGAACUUACUGCAUCAUUGAAUGGAAUAACCUUCCCCAAAAUGACCUGUGAUGUCUCGUUAGGAGUAUAGCAGAGGUUUUACCCGUUACUGACUCUGUUUUACAAUUGUAGUAAAUUUGCUGUGUGACCUUGUAUUGGUGUCUACCUUUAUUCUGGAGAAUCUGUCCUUUCCUGACUAUUUACAGGGUUUCGAAUAAAUUGGCAAAUGUUUCCUUAAUGCUUUUCAUUUGUUUUCAUUCUGACAUUAUGAUCUGCAUUUCAUCGUCCUUGUAAAUCCAAUAUCCCCUACUUGUUUGAAUAGUAUACUUUGAAAAUAAAGCAAAAGACUUUUU